AUGGUCACUGCACACCAUCCGGCCUCAGACGGCCAAUACCAGGAUCAUCCAGAUGCACCCCUGCCAAUCCGGGCGCAGUCAUACUCAUCGCAGAGAUCGUCUUCAACGCAAACGAUAACGCAAGCCGAGUAUGAGAAUGAUUACUACAAUGAACCCAGUCCCGAACCGGUAUUGGCUCAAUCAGAACCCCGUCCCAUCGAAGACGACGAUGUCGUCGCUAUCGCUGCUUCGCGACCCCGCCAUAAAUGGCAGGUUUGGUGGUUGCGCAAUAAGGGUAUGGGGCUUGUCCUGCUGGCGCAGGCGUUCGCUGCCUCGAUGAAUGUCAUGACGCAGGUUUUGGAAAUUCAUAGUGCGAUGCAUCCUUUCCAGAUCCUCUUCGCUCGCAUGUCCAUAACAGCAAUCGCAAGUUACCUGUACAUGUACUUCGCCUCAACACCCUCCCCGCUAGGCACCCGUCCAGUCCGUGGUCUUCUCCUCCUCCGCGCCAUCUUCGGCUUCACAGGCGUCUACGCCCUGUACUACUCCGUUCAAUACCUCCCCCUCUCCGAAGCAACUGUAAUCACCUUCCUCUCCCCAAUCAUCUCCUGCUACGCCUGUUCCCUCCUCAUCCCCGGCGAGACCUUUUCCCGCAAACAGCUGCUCGCAGGAUUGAUCUCUCUCGGCGGUGUCGUGCUCAUCGCCCGUCCCUUCAGCGCCCGCGCUUCCCACGCUGCAAUCGCAACCCCCACUGCCGCUGCCGCCUGGGCAUUAGGUCUGUCCGCUUCGGAUGUCGAGAAACCACCCUCCGAAACAGACUCCUACCACCACGUCAUGGCGACUAUUGUUGCCUUUGUCGGUGUCCUUGGUGCUUCGGGCGCAUACACCUCUAUCCGUAUGAUCGGUCGUCGUGCACACCCGCUGGUGUCUGUGACGUAUUUCUCGUCGGUGACGACAGUUAUCUCUUUCUUUGCGAUGCUCGUCGUGCCUUCGAUUCCGUUCCGGAUUCCUAGUACGGUGGUAGAGUGGACAUUACUGACGGGACUGGGUGUUUGUGGGUUCUUGUUGCAGUUUUUAUUGACGGCGGGGUUGUCGUAUGUUCCGCCUGCGUCUGUCUCGGAUGGGAAGCCUACGGGGCAGGGGGGCACGUGCCACUUCGAUGGUCUAUAUGCAGAUGCUCUUUGCGGUGUUGUUUGGGGCAGUACCCUUAGUCCGAUUAGUUGGGUUGGAUCGGGGAUUAUCUUGGUUUGUGCUAUUUACGUUGCUCUUGCGCAUGAGAAACCUGUACAGAAUGCGAGGAAUGUGGAGCAUGACGAUAUCGAGGGGUACAAGGACGUCACUGACGAGGAGAGCCCAGGGGAAAGGAAUUGA
Messenger RNA from Penicillium coprophilum, 1347 nucleotides. RefSeq names its product DMT family transporter. Gene Ontology annotation, cellular component: membrane. NCBI's taxonomy places the organism in Eukaryota, Fungi, Ascomycota, Eurotiomycetes, Eurotiales, Aspergillaceae. The record is from RefSeq and is a predicted model, not a curated record. The transcript has 3 exons. The coding region runs from base 1 to 1347 and encodes 448 amino acids.